AUGGAGAAUGAUUUUAUUCCCGGUGCUGAACCAGAAGAUAUCAAAUGUUUUCUUCAUAAUAUUGGUUUAAUAACGGUUGAUGAAUAUUAUGCACAAAUGAAACAAAUAUUAAAACAACAACGAUAUUCAUCAAAAAUUACACAUGAACAAAUGCAAAGAAAGCUAAUUGAAAAUGGUAUUUUUAAAGAUAAUCUAUCUAAAAAUACACCAUUAUUAUGUCCACGAAAACGAACAUCAUUUUCUUUAGUUUUAACGCGUAAACGAGGUAACAAAAAAGGAAACAAUUUUCUUUGCUAA
Molecule: messenger RNA, 297 nt
Organism: Rotaria sp. Silwood2
Lineage: Eukaryota; Metazoa; Rotifera; Eurotatoria; Philodinida; Philodinidae
Source: the annotation of a GenBank genome assembly